AGCGCACGGGGACUGAGUGGAAAAAAGAAGAGAGAGAGAGAGAGAGAGAAACUCAGACACUACACACAGAGAGAGAUUUAUAUAUUUAUAUACUUUACUCUCCGGACACGGUGUGUUCUGACCGUCAGAAUGACGCGGUGCGGCUCCGUAACGCGACCAAACUAUCAGUAGUUGAGCGAGCAGCGCUGAGGCCCCGGCGCCCGCACAGGCACACAGUAACCCCGCGGAAGCGCUCUGCCUCCCCGCCUCGCCCCGGCCCCGGCCCCGGCCCGCCUGCUGCCGCCGCCCGGACACGAGUGCGGCUCUGCUGGAGUCACACAUCCACAUCCAUGAGGCACAGCGGAGGAGUGGAGUAGAGGAGAGACGGAGAGACGGAGAGGAGAGAGUGAGCUGAAAGGGAAAAGUUAGCGAGGAGUUUGUUUGCUCGGAGCUGAAGGCUGGUUAAAGAAGAGCAUGAAGACUGCGGGGGAUUCGGGGUUUGCCUUCCCAGAAUGGGCGUACAAGCCGGAGUCGAGCCCGGGCUCCAGACAGAUCCAGCUCUGGCAUUUCAUCCUGGAGCUGCUGAGGAAGGAGGAGUACCACGAUGUCAUUGCCUGGCAGGGCGACUACGGUGAGUUUGUCAUCAAGGACCCGGACGAGGUGGCUCGACUGUGGGGUGCCCGUAAGUGCAAACCUCAGAUGAACUACGACAAGCUGAGCCGAGCACUCAGAUAUUACUACAAUAAAAGGAUCCUGCACAAGACUAAAGGAAAAAGGUUCACCUACAAGUUCAACUUCAACAAGCUUGUGCUAGUCAACUACCCGUUCAUUGACAUGGGAUCUGCAGGUUCCAGUGUGCCCCAGAGCGCUCCUCCUGUCCCAUCAGGUGUUGGAACACACUUUCGUUUCCCUCCUUCUACUCCAUCUGAUGUUCUCUCCCCGAAUGGUGAAGAGCUUCGCAGUCCUGGUGUGUUUGCCAGUGUGGCACGGCGGGCGGCACGGGGGUCUGUAUCCGACUGCAGCGACGGCACCUCUGUAGCCUCGGAGCUGGAGGAAGUGGGCAUCAGUGCCAGUGACGAGCGCCCUGCAGAGCGAGCCUUCAGAUCUCUGUUCUUGCCACACCACCCGCGGCUCACUCACGACUCUCUGUUCCGCAUGUACGGUGUCCCUCCCCCUGCCCCCGUACCCUUCCCUGCCUCACCUCUGCCUGGUGGCCCCCUGCUGCCCCCACAGCUCUCACCUGCACUCUCCAUGACUUCAACACCAACCUCACACCUGCCCUAUACACCAUCACCCUCACUGGCGUCACCCAUGCCCGGCUCACGCUUCUCCUUCAGCCCUGAAGACAUGAAGCGCUAUCUGCAAGCACAUGCGCAGAGCGUCUACAACUACCACCUCAGUCCACGUGCCUUCCCACACUACCCCAGCAUUGUCGUGCCCCAGCCACAGCGUCCUGAUAAGGGGCUGGCAGGGCCAGCAGCAGGCACACACUUCGCUGCUCACCCACUGCACCACCAGCAGCCUGAAGAGCUGCACCCCUCACCCUUUAAAUUCAAGCUUCAGCCACCACCGCUGGGCCGAAAGCACCGGGAUGUCCCGCCCCCCUCAGCGGCAGGACACGUCCCUUCUGGUACCGCCUCCACAGGCUUGUUUGUGGGCGAAUGUGGCUCUGCCACGGGGCAGGGGUCCAAUUCCAACAGUGGCUCCGGAGGGCCACCAAAGAUCAAGGUCGAGCCUGUGUCAGACAUAGAAUCAGAGGAGGAAGUAGAGGUCACUGAUAUAAGCGAAGAUGAUGACAACUGUGAUGUCUUUGCCCCGUCACACUGCAACGGAGGACCUGCCCUUCUGCCCUGCCCUGAUGGGAUCAUAGACAACGAGGAAGAAGAUCUUGAGGAAGACGUCUUUAAGACCCCAGCAGCACCCCCUUCUGGCUCUGUUAGUGGCAUGGCCAUCGGAGUUGGCAUGACUUUACCGGGCCUCAAAGCCGAACCCAGAGAGGGAAGUCCCAGCAGCCCCGGGGGCACCCAGUGCAUCCCACUGAAACUGCGCUUCAAGCGCCGCUGGAGUGAGGACCAGCGAAUGGAGGCAGAAUCCGAGGAGGCUGAAGACAAAAAGAGCCGUGCCGAAAAGGAGGAGCCCUCAGCCCGAGAAGCGCAACCUCAGAGGGUGCAGCCAAAUGACGAGGGAAGGAGCCCCGUGAGCUUGGCUGCACCUCUGGGCGCGGGCCAGAGGAGAGUGAGCUCCGAGCUUCAGAAAGCAACAGCACAACUGUCUUUAGAAAACAACGGGUGCUGAGGAGAGAACUGUACACACUGUCGCGUGUAAGACGAUACGCACCGAGCUGUGCUUAGCUAGUGGCUGCAGAUACACACAUUCAGAACCAUUGGCUGAAAGAGUAAAUCUAUAUGCAGUAACUCUCAGCUGUUUUCCACACAGGAAUACCUGACACGCGCACAGAAUCAUAGCUUCACUCACUUCAAGGUGCUGAGACACUACAAAUGGCCGGAACUGACUGCUCCUUCUCCGCAGGAUGAUUUGAAACGUCCCGCACCCACAUUUGACCUGCUCAUCCACUCGGGCUGCUCCAUUUCUCAUCACUCUUAUCUAAUUUACAUGUCUAAACUGACCAUGACACACUGUAAUGGACGUGUGUUUUCCUUGGAACUCCUUAGAGACUCUGCUAUUUACAUUAAGGGGAGGAGCAUCACUGCCUUUCAAACCCAGUUAAUGAAGAAGUGCCUGAAACGAUGGUCAGCGUACUCAGCUGUACAGAGCAAUGAGUAACGGAGAGGUGAAAACCUUCCAGACUCAGACUGAGAAAUGGCCUUUCCCACCUCUGGGCUGUAGUGCUUAUGACAGAUUAGACAUGUAAAGUCACACCAAGUCAUUCAGUGAUGACGUUUUAUCAUCCCAGACAUUAAAUUAAGAACAGUCUUCUGUCAGCAAGACGUUCUUAAAUAAGACUCAGGUCCUUGGAGGGACGUUUGCUGAACAAGUUGGCCUUUCGCUGAACAGCCUUGCCUUUUGCUCCCAAAGCAGUACCUCCUUACAGUCACUGCCUUCACACCUUGAUGCUACACACUAACUGCUAAACACUGCCUUAUAGCGCUCAUGGGGUCCAGGAAAGUGUUUCGGAGGCGUAGCAGAGCGCCUCUCUCCCCAGUCCUGUUCACUCAGCCUCUGUUAGUAAAGGGACCAGUUGACCUUCCACUGAUGUCUCCAGAUGUAUAUACAUCCCUGAUACAGAAUAGAUUUUAGUGUUUCUGCCCUCUUUAAAGCUUGGCAUUAAUGCCUGCGACCAAGUAUGAUUGUAUAUAAUGACUGUUUCUCCCCUUUUAAUCAGUUUUAACCCUGAAAGAGACGGUAGUGCGCAAUGAGCGGUUGCUCUCACAGCUGAGAGUCAUGAGUAGAAGAUUGUAGCUUGUUUUUAAAGUUCUUCAAGCCAGUCUAAAGAAUUCUUAAAAAACAGCAGGUUUGUGAGCAGAAAUCUCAGGCAUACGUUAGCAAGACCUAACCUCGACUCUCUGGUUCCAUGAAGCCUUUUAUAAAAAAGAAUUUAAAGUGAGUUUGUGCCUUUUUCUAUACAAGCAGAUUUGCUUUUCUAUUCUUGAAAAAAUGCUCCCACAUUCAAACAGAAAAAGACGCAACCUCAGACUGCUGUAAUGUCUUGGACUUAUAUUUUUUUAGCAGAAAGAAAAUCAAAAUAAAGCCCAUAUAUUGCAUACAUUCAUUAUAUAUAUUUGAUACAGAUUAUCUAUAUUCAAAACUUUGAAUAGUUUUGAUAAUUAUAUUUUUAAAGAUAAGUAUAUUUAAAAUAUGCAUUAAGCAACCUCAAAUAUGUAAUUACAGGGAUCCUACGUUGCUUUUCUGAGAAUGGUUAGGGUUUAUAAAGUGUUAUUAAAGAAAAGACAGAAAGUGAUUGUACCUUAAGCAUUCAUAUUUUAUGGUAAUUGCUCACACAUGCACGAUCACACACACAGAUGCAGAAUGCAAGGCGAAGGCAGAGAUGUUUCAUGCAAGUUGAACCGAGCUGUCGCUCCUCUGCCUCCUCGGUGCUUUCAUUAGAGCCUCUGUUAACGGCGUUGCAGAUUCUGCAGACAUUAGAGCAGAGGAGAUCAUGCAGGAGCAAUCCCUGACCUCAGGAAGUAAAGCAGGUCCUGGCCAUGGCCAAAAAGUUUAAUAUUACACCCUUAAGUCAGUGAAACAUAAAAACCGAGGCAAGUUAAAACAUUUAAUAUGUGUUUAAUGUUUUUUUUUUUUUCCUCCCCUCCAUUGUUGAGUACAUACUGUAAGCAAUUCUGUGGAAGUACAGAACUUUCCCCCUUUUGCUUUAUCCCUUUAUCUCUCUCUUUUUUAAGUUUUAGAUUCAGUUCAUCAAUGCCGCCGCAUUACACCAGCUCUACCUGACAGCUGCCUUAAUUAUUCAUACUGGUUUAAAAAAAAAAAAAAAAAAAAAAAAAGCAUAUAUUUUUCAUAUCUUCAGUAUAGACGUUGCUGUUUUUAUUAUAUCUAGUCAUUUCAUCAUUUAUUAUUUUUAAACAGUGAUAUUACUAUUUUGUACCCUUUCUUCAGAGAUUAGCUUCUUAAAAUUUCAACAAAGUGUAUUCCUAAUUCGUAAUGGCAAAUGCAGUUGUUGCUUUGUAUGCUGGUUUUAAUCAUUAAAAAGCCAGGUGAAGGGGAGGGGUAACAUUAUGCUAUCACAUUAUUUUUAUCUGAAUAUAUUCUUUUUUUUAUCUUUUGUGUACAUAUUUUUGCAUUUUGGUGGACUGUAGAACAAUGAAGACAUUUCUUUAUUGUGUAUAAGGUGUCUUUCUUUUCUGUACAUGUAUUAAUCUCUUCCUCACCGCACAUAUGCUUAUACUCUCAGCAGUUAUGUGUAACACUCUAAAGAAGAUAUGUAACUUGACAUCAUGAGGAAAUGUAUUCUAGUUUCUCCUUUUUAAAACUGUAAUCAGGGUUCAUUAAAAACAGGUAAACAUGAAGCAAA
Molecule: messenger RNA, 4966 nt
Organism: Pangasianodon hypophthalmus (striped catfish)
Lineage: Eukaryota; Metazoa; Chordata; Actinopteri; Siluriformes; Pangasiidae
Gene: erf
Product: Ets2 repressor factor
Exons: 5
Coding region: 454-2274 (606 amino acids)
Biological process (GO): regulation of transcription by RNA polymerase II; cell differentiation
Cellular component (GO): nucleus
Molecular function (GO): DNA-binding transcription factor activity, RNA polymerase II-specific; sequence-specific DNA binding
Source: RefSeq, a predicted model, not a curated record